AUGAAGGAACUUCUGAAUGCCACGAGAAGAGCACAGGCAAACGUGAACUACCAAGACGCUGACGGGGUCAGCGCUCUCCACCAAGCCGUGGCACAGAGUUCCGAGAAGAUUGUCGAAUGCCUGCUGGAGCAUGGAGCUCAAGUGGACCUCAAGGACAAACGUGGACUGCGACCACUCCACUACGCGUGCUGGCAGGGCGACGCGGGACUCGCGGAAACGCUACUCCGGCAGGGCGCCUGCGUUAAUGACCCCGCUCUGUCAGGGGACACGCCUCUACACCUCGCGGCCCAGCUCGGACACGCCACCGUCAUCCAAACCCUGAUGUACUACCAUGCGAGUACGUUAUCCCGGAACCACGAGCAGAAGACCCCUCUGGACCUUGCCGCUGAAUUCGGACGUUUGAGAGCCGCGCAAGUUCUGCUCGGCUCGAACCGGUGUCGGCAACUUCUGCAGGACUCGAACCAAGAUACCGCGGAUAACAAUAGAACGACGGCACUCCAUCUGGCCGCGCGAGGCGGUCAUGCCGAUGUUGUCAGGUAUCUCUUGGAUCUCGGAGCGAAUGUUGACCGAUACACCCUGCGAGGGACUCCUCUUCACGAAGCAGUAUCCGCAAACAAGCUCCAAACUGUGUCCAUUCUCCUGUAUUCCGGAGCGGAUCAGACGAGGCCAAAUCCCACGGGCUUGACAGCCAUUGAGCUUGCAAUGAAAGCCUCGCCAUCCAACGACGAAAUCGUUACCUGCCUGAAAGAGCUACGAAACUCACAAGAAGCCGUGGCUUCAAGGGAUUUCACCUCGGAUGAAGGAUGGAGUUUCAGUGCGGGUGAUCGUGUGCUGGUGCUCGAAGUCUGUGGAGAUGAUUCAAUCCGCGGAGUUCCUAUUCACAAUUGUACGCACAAUGUGUCCAACAACUCUGCAACUUUCGCGAAGCCCCCACGCGCAGUUGUCAUUCUACCUCGGAGCACACUCAAGUUCCGCGACGAAGGCGGACUCAACCGCAACGGAACGCUGCGGUCGUCGACAAUCAAGAAGGUCGACCCUCCAAAAGUUCCAGACCUCGCCAACAACAACAAUAACAACAACAACAACAGCAGUAGUGGCAACAACAACGCCAGCCACAACAGGCUCUCGUGUUACUCGACGUCGUCCGGCUCUUCGAACUCGUCGUCCGGGGGAUCGUCCUGCGGGACCUACGAGAGCGACCCAGUGUACCAUCACCCUCCGAUAUGUCCACCGUCGCCUGAAUAUGGUACCGCGAAACAUAUCCUCAGUUCCGGAGUUCAUCUCAUGCUGGACGGAUCGGCUAUGAGCGUGAGACCACGCUCGCAUCCCGGUACUCCGCAAUCGCCGCCGCCAGCCAUGGGGGAAUACCACGCAUCUCCGAAUGUUAAUGCUCCCAUUUACAUAACUAGUAGCAACAGCCAUCAUCUCCAUCACCAACAGCACUUCCAUCUAAACAACAAUGGCAUUGGCAACAGCACCAGCCACAACAAUAACAACAUGAACAACAAUAAUAAUAACAGCAUCCCGAAUAGUACAACCCUCGUACUUCAUCAACAAGCGCCCAACACCCUGCCUGUGACACCGGCGGGAUACUCUGGAGGGGAUGUGAGGAAUUCCAGUUCCAGUCUGGAUUCUGGUCGCGGUUCGAGCAGCUCGAGCUCAGAAGCCUCUUCAUUCGGAUCGAAUAAGGACCAAGAGGUGCUGGCAAUGUGGCUAAAGAACCUGCAUUUUGAGGAAUACCUCCCGCUUUUCGUCAACUCAGGAUACGACAUGCCGACGAUUUCCCGAAUGACUCCUGAAGACCUCACGGCUAUCGGGAUCACUCGGCCACAGCAUCGCCGGAAGCUCAAACAAGAAAUUAGUAAACUGAACAUUUCUGAUGGGAUACCAGAUUACAAGCCGGACAACUUGCUUCUAUGGUUGAAACUCUUACGACUGGAUCAGUACGCUCCCGCUCUGACAGGCCAAGGAUAUACGACCAUUGAUAAAGUUGCCGAGCUGACCUGGGAAGAUUUAGAAGAGAUUGGAAUCCAAAAACUAGGACAUCAGAAGAAGCUCAUGCUAGCUAUAAAGAAAGUCAAAGGCCAGAAGGGACUUUAUGGAACACUGCCCGUAACCUCACAGAUUUUGGGUCCUCCGAACAACAAUCCUCAAAUGCCGCAGGUGACGAGACACCCGAGUCUCGACAUGGGCAAUCCUCACGCAAGGCCAAUCACAGUCCCGGUCCCACCGAACCAGUACGAGGCUCUCAACCAGCCGGGACGAAUGCAAAGUUUUCUAAACAAUCGCAGCGCUUUGCGAACGGUUGGUUCGGGGAGCGAUCUCCAGCGAAUGGAUAAUGAAGAUCAGCAGCUUUACAUGUCACUAGAGAUGAACAAUCAAAAGAAUCAGCGUGCAACGGGACGGUCGCUGGAAUCUCUGCAGAACGAUAUGUACACCUUCCAACAGCAAGAUCUAAACUGGAGACCAAAACAAUUCGAUCAGCCGCACUACGAACCCAUGGAGGGCACGGCCACGUUAAACCGGCCCCGCGGACUGGUGAAGCCGCGACCGGUAGCGAAAGUGACAGGAACCUCGACAACGUCGCUCCGAGACGCACUCAACGACGAUGACGACGACAAUCUGAAAAGUGGACCAGCGUUAAUCUCGAAGAGGAUUCUACCUUCGUUGCCGCCCGCUAAGCCCCCACUCGGUGACGUCAUGGCUGACACCGCAUUCGCGACUUGCGUCCAGUCGUUGACGUCACGUUUCACGCUAGCGACUCAGGAUAAGGAAGACAAGGACGAUGCUCUUCCGGCGGUGCCUCCACCGAUGAACGCGACGCUGAGGAGCAUCUCCAAAAUCAGCCAGAUCACAAAUACGGGAAACCCCCGAAGACCGAGAGAGGAUCCUUCCCUCGAGAGCGGUGGAGAGAAGGAGGAAGUCCUUGUGUGUCUAACCGAGUCUUUUAUCCAAUUUCAGGCGAACGCUGGCAACGGCCCACAUUUCUCGCUCAUCACCGACCAACAGCAGAAGCACAACGGAGUUGACAAGAAAGACCCGCCUUCGCCACCCCAACGUGAUUACUCGCCAAUCACAACGCCGAGCAAGGAAUCUCCCUUAUCGCCAUUGAGCGCGGUCUCGUCCCAACUGGCCGAGGUCAAGCGUCAAGAUUCGAACUCGAGCCUUGCUAGCGACUGCGGGAUUCCGUUCGCCAACGAGAACGUCGGCACCAUCAAACAGAAACCACCCCAUCCGCCCACGCCUGAUUACGAAACUCCGUCUGCCCUGCACCAGCAGCAGCAGCAGAACUCCCCGCAGUCGCAGCAGAACCCAUUCGGUACUGUAGGUGCUGGCGGACAAAAAAAUUCACCGUUCGAUUCGUGCACAUUGCCUCGGCGGGGUGUUGCCAAGCCGCAAGUCGAGCAGGGGACCCUGAAGAAGAGUUUUGCGGAUUCGCCCCUUUUGCGUCGUAGUCAGUCAGCGAGAAACCGCGAUAACGAAGCGAAUCCACCGCCGCCUCCCCCCGCGCCGUCUGGAGGACACAAAGUAACCGUGAUCGACGACAUCGAGCACAUGCUGGCCAGCCUCACCGAUCAGUUGGAUGCAAUGCUAGAUCACACCGCCUGA
Messenger RNA from Galendromus occidentalis (western predatory mite), 3609 nucleotides. Its product is annotated as caskin-2-like. The record is from RefSeq and is a predicted model, not a curated record. The transcript is spliced from 17 exons. Lineage: Eukaryota; Metazoa; Arthropoda; Arachnida; Mesostigmata; Phytoseiidae. Bases 1 to 3609 code for a protein of 1202 amino acids.